This is a messenger RNA of Mycena citricolor, 603 nucleotides long. The record is from the annotation of a GenBank genome assembly. NCBI's taxonomy places the organism in Eukaryota, Fungi, Basidiomycota, Agaricomycetes, Agaricales, Mycenaceae.
CGGUGGCAUGCGUGUACUAAAGCAGUUGGAUGGAUCUUUCCGGGAAUGCUUAACAUGAGAGCCGUGCUAGAUGGAGAUCCACAUGUUCAGUCGGAAGAUCUCAUGUCAUGAGCUCAGGUGAGAUGCUUCCUUGCUGACUGAACCGAAACCCGCCAUGGAUCCCGUGCAGCCUGCAUUGCUAGCCAUGCGACGCUCGCAGCUUGGUGCCGCACGGAAGUCCGAAAUGCGCAAGAGCUCUCAGCCUUUUGGCGUUGCAGCGAAUGAAUGAUUCUGCAAAUCGAAUGAAAAAAGUGGUACCAUACCACACCUCAUUUUGAAGCGACACAACACCACGUUGCUGCCGUUCAUCUCCACUCAUUUCCACCCAUCUCCUCUCAUCCCAUUCCCCCUUCGACCUCAUCCAUGGCUGACAAGGCAGCAAAACGCGCUAAAUUCGAAGAGGCAUGGACGCGCAUCCGGGAUGAACUUCUCGCGUACGCGACUGGCGAGGGCAUGCCGGCUGAGGCAAUCGAGUGGUUUAAGAAGAAUCUGGAUUACAAUGUCCCCGGUGGUAAACUCAAUCGCGGAAUGUCCGUCGUGGACACUGCUGAGAUCCUCAAGGGC